AUGGCGAGGGAACUACCGGUGUCCAUCCUUAUAGUCAACCCAAACUCUUCCAAGUCCAUGACCGAAGGUCUCCAACCCAUCCUUGCCGACCUGAUGCAUCCUCAACUCGUUCUGCAAUACCUUACGGGCCCAGAGCAAUCACCGCCAUCCGUGAAUGAUUUCACCACGUCCGUCAUCUCAGCAGCACACACCUUUCCCUCCCUCCUCCCGCUGCUCGUCCCAGAAACGCCCGGUGCCCCGGACGCGUACCUCGUAGCGUGCUUCUCUGAUCACCCCUUGGUAGGGAUGCUCAGGGAACACACCCAUAAACCUGUCAUCGGUAUCUUCGAGGCAUCGGUCACACACGCACUGGCACUCGGACAGCCCUUCGGGAUCGUCACCACGGGGAAGUACUGGGAACGAGCGCUCACCGACGGCGUUCAGAGGAUGUUCGGUUCUGGGAAUAUCGGCGGCGCGUUCGUGGGUGUCGAGAGCACAGGGAUGACUGCGCUCGAACUGCACGAAAAACAAGCGGAGGUGGUCGCGGCGGGGAUUUCGGCCGCUGCUUCGAGGAUGGUUGGGAGAGGGGCGAGAACGAUCAUCAUGGGUUGCGCAGGUAUGAGUGGGAUGGAGCGGGCGGUGCAGGAAGGAUGCGUUCCAGAGCGCGGCCUCUGGCAUCUACACAGUGAUAUGAGUGCCAAUGGAUUCAGAUUGAGCUGCCAGACCAGUACGAGGGGUUCAUGA
Molecule: messenger RNA, 723 nt
Organism: Dichomitus squalens LYAD-421 SS1
Lineage: Eukaryota; Fungi; Basidiomycota; Agaricomycetes; Polyporales; Polyporaceae
Exons: 2
Coding region: 1-723 (240 amino acids)
Source: RefSeq, a predicted model, not a curated record